Messenger RNA from Mustela erminea (ermine), 2023 nucleotides. RefSeq lists its product as uncharacterized. The record is from RefSeq and is a predicted model, not a curated record. Lineage: Eukaryota; Metazoa; Chordata; Mammalia; Carnivora; Mustelidae.
GACCGGGAGCCAUUUGUGGAGCCUGGGGCUCUUCUCCUGUCCCUUCCUCCUCAGCGGGGGUGGCUGCAGGCUUAGCCUGUCCCCAGAAAGCCAGGGAAUAGCUGGGGAGAGUUAGAGCACCUGCCAACCCAGGCACAAUGCUGAGCUCGUGUCUGGCGGGAGCCUACUUAACGCUUGGCAUCCUGGGGAGAAGAUGCUGCUGAUGUCCUCGUGGGGCAGAUCAGCUGGGGCUAGGGGAUGACGUCACCAGCCUGGGGCCCACAUGGCUAAGAGACAACCGCUAAGGCCUAGGUUUCAAUGAUGGCUCUUUAUUGCCAGAGUUAAUGAUACGAAUUAACACCUUUAUAACACUGAGCGAGGGCUUUUCACAUAUCAGCUCAUUUAAUGCUCACAAUUGUAUGAGGUGUGUGGUACCAUGAGCCUCAUCUUACAAAUGAGAAACUGAGAUUCUGAGAUGCUGAAAGCUGGGAAGCCGCUGAGCGAGGAUUCGAACCCAGGUGUCUGGCCCUGGGGUCCAAGCUCCUGUCACAAUGAGGGAGCCUCCACCAAGUGCCCCAGCGGCCAGAGGGUUCUCACUAUGGCCUGCCCAGCACUUCUCCUGCAGGGUGAGUGGGACUGCCGUGCGUGCACUUGGAAGGUGGGAGUCCUGGCAGGUGUCUGGCCUGGUGGGAGGGAGAACUGGGUGGCCGUCCUGCCUAAGCCGGGGCCUGCCAGGCAGGACGAGGGGGCUGUCCCUGUCAUGCCUUGUGGCCCUCACCUCUCCUCCUCCUUCGGCUCUGGGGAGGCCCCCCCUCCUACAACCUUUGCCUCCAGAUCGGCUUCAUGCAUGUUCUGGCCCUGCCCGGAAGGGUGCUGCCACCUUCGGUCGCUGUGUGUCUGGCCAGCACUGCCUGCCUUUCCUGACUGUGUUGACUUUCCAAAGAAUGUUAUGGACUCUGGCACUGAGCUUGGCCGGGCCUUCACCCUGGGUGUGGCGGCCGGCCUCAGCGAGGGGGACGUGCUUCCUACCUGCAGGGCUGGGGCUGCCUGCUGGCCAGAGGGAAAGGAUGAGAAGGUAUUGGGACCCUCACCAUCGUGUGUUCCCUCCCAGAACCGUCAGGAAAAUCUUCUCUUCCUCUCCUCCCCCACUUGGCAUGAAGCUGUCGGUUGCUGUUCCCUGCAUGGCUCACAUUCCUGCUGGAGCCCCGGUGCCCUUCCUGAGUGUGCCCUAGUGCAAAGCACACACGUGCACACACACCCUAAAUGCACACCCCCCACACACACACCCCCUUGCUCGAGACCUACCACUUUCAUGCCCAGCUGCCUAUGCAUUACCCUCUUGUCUACACUCGCUGUAGCCCCACAACACACACACCCCCACCCUCACCCCCACCGCUGGCCACCACACGGCCCCUGUGUCCUUCCUGGGCUUGGGGGACCUACGCUAUUGUCGGCACACGCAGCUUGCCCUCUCAUAGUACCAGUGGCCCGUCUCUGCAAACGGGGGAGGGCGGUUUGAGGAUCAGAGAUGGACGUGGCUUCCCCACGGUCCUUCCAGCUCAGUUGCUGAAAUCGCCUCCUCCCCCUUGGCCUUGGCCACCGACAUAGAACGGCUCAGGGCUCAAACCACACACACACCAAACCGUCCAGGUCGAAGGUGAUAGCUGGGAAACGGGGCUGUCCAUUCCUAGCCUCCCCCUGACCCAUCUCUGGGGGCUGAGAUAAGCGGUUGGCCUAGAGAAGGUGUCCGAGCCCCAGCUGACCGCACUGAACUGGGCUGGAGAAGGGCGCCGUGGGGAACCACGAGCCUAAUGAGGACAGAUGGGUGGGAAUACCUAGGUCCCUCUCCCCUCCCGGGCCACUGCCUCACUUUAUCCUAAUUUAGCGAGUUCCCGCUGUGGGCCAGGCCCUCCAUGGAGGGCACCUGCACAUUAGCUCAUUCAAGCCACACACGGCCCUUUGGGGGGUUAAGCAGCCCCCAGCUCUCAAUGCGUUCUGGGUCCACAGCCUUACAGACCCAGGACCCUGGAUGCGUUAGCCACUC